CCGCUCGGGGCCGGCCCAGCGCCCUCCCCUCGGCGGCUCAGCCCGGGCCGGGGCGGCGGCGGGGGACGGGCGAGGCGGAGCGGCUGCGGGGGAGCGCGGAAGGGGCGGCGGAGCAGAGCGGAGCGGAGCAGGAGAGAGGAGCGAGGGAGCGCGGAAGGAAGGAAGGAAGGAAGGAAGGAAGGAAAGAGGAGGAGGAGAAGGAGGAGGAGGGAGGCAGGCAGGCGCCCGGCCGCCGCUGCCCCGGGCGCCCAGCUCCGCGCACGGCGGGGCUCAGCAGCCGCCGCCGCCGCCCCCCGGUCCCGGCGCGACGCCCCCGCGGCGCUGCCCCAGCCAUGAAGGCGGCGGUGGAUCUGACCAUCAUCAAGACGGAGAAGGUGGACAUCGAGCUCUUCCCGUCCCCCGAUAUGGAAUGUGCAGAUGUGCCUUUAUUAACUCCCAGCAGCAAAGAAAUGAUGUCUCAGGCAUUGAAAGCCACCUUCAGCGGCUUCGCAAAAGAGCAACAGCGGCUGGGAAUCCCCAAAGAUCCCCAGCAGUGGACGGAGACGCACGUGCGGGACUGGGUGAUGUGGGCAGUGAAUGAAUUUAGCCUGAAGGGAGUGGAUUUCCAGAAGUUUUGCAUGAAUGGAGCUGCCCUCUGUGCCCUGGGCAAGGAGUGCUUCCUGGAGCUAGCGCCUGACUUUGUGGGAGAUAUCCUUUGGGAACAUCUGGAGAUCUUGCAGAAAGAAGAGGUAAAACCGUACCCAGCAAAUGGAGUGAAUACAACAUAUCCAGAAUCCCGCUAUUCUUCAGACUACUUCAUUAGUUAUGGCAUCGAGCAUGCACAGUGUGUGCCUCCCUCCGAGUUCUCCGAGCCCAGCUUCAUCACAGAGUCCUACCAGACCCUCCAUCCCAUCAGCUCGGAAGAGCUCCUGUCCCUCAAGUACGAGAACGACUAUCCCUCAGUCAUUCUGCGUGACCCAGUGCAGACAGACUCCCUGCAGACAGACUACUUCACGAUCAAGCAAGAAGUAGUAACGCCAGAUAACAUGUGCAUGGGACGUACCAGUCGAGGUAAACUGGGCGGCCAGGACUCCUUCGAGAGCAUAGAGAGCUACGACAGCUGUGACCGCCUGACACAGUCCUGGAGCAGCCAGUCCUCCUUCCAGAGCCUGCAGCGUGUCCCAUCCUACGACAGCUUUGACUCGGAGGACUACCCCGCCACCCUGCCCAACCACAAGCCCAAGGGCACCUUCAAGGACUAUGUUCGAGAUCGGGCCGAUAUGAACAAGGACAAGCCUGUCAUUCCUGCUGCUGCCCUUGCUGGCUACACAGGCAGUGGACCCAUCCAACUGUGGCAAUUCCUGCUGGAACUGCUCACUGACAAGUCCUGUCAGUCCUUCAUCAGCUGGACGGGUGACGGCUGGGAAUUCAAACUUUCUGACCCAGAUGAGGUGGCCAGGCGAUGGGGCAAGAGGAAAAACAAACCCAAGAUGAACUACGAGAAGCUGAGCCGCGGCUUGCGCUACUACUACGACAAGAACAUCAUCCACAAGACGGCCGGGAAACGCUACGUCUACCGUUUCGUCUGCGACCUGCAGAGCCUGCUGGGCUACACGCCCGAGGAGCUCCAUGCCAUGCUGGACGUCAAGCCCGAUGCGGAUGAGUGAAGGUGGCCGGCCGGGGCGGAGAAGAUCACCCUGUGUCAUUUUGGAGAGUCGAUGGGACUUUUUCUGUUGGUUCCUUUUUUAUUUUUGCUGUUAUUGUUGUUGUUCGUUACGGUUUUUUUUUUUAAAGAGCAACUCAGAUUUGAUGCUUUGAGGAUGUUGGGAGAGAGGGUAGUGGAAGAGGCAAACUUUUGACUGAAACCUAAAAAGUUUGGUUCGGAGAAGGAUUGGGCUUUUUGUUAUUGUGAAAGCUCCAAGACAGGCUUUUUUGGAGUGAAAUUCUGAGUUUUAAGAAAGCCAGAAAAAUGUAGCUCACAAAAAGAAAACAACAACAAACCCCUCCCCAUCCCUUACUGUUCAGAAAAAAAUAUUAUCAAAUGAUCCCUUUGGUUUUUGUGUUAUUCACACACAAACUGACAGUUCAGGAAAUGACGGUAUUCCCAAGCAUUUGAGGAUUUUAAACUUUUUUUUGGGACGGGGAGAGAAAACCAAAGUGGGUGAAUAUUCCUGCUUCGGGGAGGGGCAAUAUAGAAGAAAUCCAAGAACUGUUUCUCGUUCUUGUUACAUCACCUUUCUGUCAGUUGGCUUCUUUUCUACAAAAGGAAAAAAAAAAUUUGCUAGGAGGGAUCAAGACUUUUUUUUUUUUUUAAAUUUGUUUAAAGUUUUAUUUUAUUAAAUUUUGUGCCAGUAUUUUUUUUUAAAUAGUCUUAAGCUCUAAGAUGGUCUCAGUAUUGCAAUAUUGUGUGUAUUUGUUUCUGUUAUGCCAGCAGAGAGUUUUAUCACAGUGAGGAAAAAGAAAAAAAAAAAAAAAAAGAAUUAGUUUAUGUAGACCCCACUGGAGAAGCGUAGUGCUACUACUUGGCAUCUCCGAAUCGUAUGUGAAGGAAAAUUAACUCCAAACUGGCUCCUAGUGAUGCUGGCUGGGUGUGCCGCUCUUGCUUCCAGUCCCACACGCUUUGCUCCGCCGUUUGCUGAUCAAGCUGGUUGAAAUUUCCGCUUUUUUUGUUGCUAUUAAAAAAGAAGCCUUUUUGUAUUGCUGCAUUUUGUGCAUGAAACCUAUGAAGAUCUGCAGGGAAAAUGGCUUUUUGCAUUUUCCAAAUCACUUUUUUUGGCUCAAGGAACACUUUGGUGCUUUCAGAAAAUUUGGUUUGGUUUAUUUUUAUUUUUAUUUUUAUUUUUUUUGGAGAGAGAGGAAAGUGGAGAAAUUCCCGUUAUUUGAAUGUGGUAAAUGGAAAACACAUAAGUUGGGGGAGUGGGGGGUGGGGGUGGGGGGGUGGGAAUUGGGAAAAAGUUGAAAAACCAAAGGAAAAUGUUUUUUCCGUCCUGUUUCGACCAGCUCUAUCUAUUGAUGAAUGUCUUAACUGUCCUAGGCACACUCAGAAAGGGAAAUUGUCCUUGCAAAAUGGCUCCUUUACUGCUCUUUGUAAGCCUGAUCCUGCAAACCUGUCAGGGCGUGAUUAACAUGAGGCGUAUGACCGGUAUUGCCGCGGUCUCAUGUGCUUGCCCCACCGGGUUGCAGGAUCAAUCCCAGGAGGAGCUGCUCCGUCUGUCCUGCAAACCUUUUACAACUGGUUUGCGUUCAGAGGGGUAAAUCCUGCUGCACCGAGCACUCCUGGGAUGCUCUGAGCAGACAGAGGCUGACGACCACCUUCAGCGUGAGUUAAGAGGAUCAGGUGCUGAGCGUUUCGAUAUCCAGGGGUGACCCCGAAGGUCCAGCUGCCGAAUGGGAUCUUUCCCUCCUGAGAGCCGCUGGGCAUUUUCUUUUUAAAGACAGUAUUAUGUGUUUGGACCGAAAGUACCUUCUUCCGAUGUUGCUCCUCUGCCCGUCUGUGUGUUUUAGGUCGUUGCAUUCAUUACAGGGGCACUGUGAGACAGCAGUGAGGGGUGAGGCGGGGAGAGGCUUUCCCAAAAUGCUCACUGGGCAAUGCCUGCCGGAUACAGGCUGAUGCGUCGGGUCGGCAGGACGGGACUCCGCGUGCAGAGCUGAAAUCCAUGGGCACGUAACCCCCUUGCACAGAGGCAGUGUUGGAUGGGGAGCUUGACCCCAGGGCAAGGUGAUGCUCAGGGGUGCUGAGCUCUCCUCCACCUCCUCCAGAGCUGGGGGGACCCAGCACCUCUGUAUCUGGUCGUCUGGGGGCAAGUCAGCCCCCAAACUGCUGCGUGCUUAAAAAAAAGGUGAGGGUGGAGGGGAAAUGAGUGGGCCCAGGGGGAGCUCCAGGCAGGGGGGAUGGAAGCAGACGGCGGUUUAGGUAAGGGAGUUUAUUAGUUGUGCUGUUAGCUCACGGUGCUGGGGCUGCGCAUCAUCCCACUGAGCACAGGGAAAGAAAAGGGUGGGAUGGAGGGAAAGGAAGGCAGAGAGGAUGAAAGGAAGGUGAAAGGAGCUUGCACCGAAGGAGGAAAGGGACGCUGCCCACUUGGAAGUUAAACUUCAGCUCACCGCCUCGAGCAGACAGGGAGGAUGGGAGAAAGAAGAGCAGCUGAGCUGGAGAGAGGAAAGGCAAACAUAGAUCUGGAUGAGGCCCCGCACCAGCGAGGCACCAGGGCAGAGCUCUACCGCAGAGCCAAGGCUCGCCGAGCUGCUGAGCAGGCUGGAGAGGGAGUCGAGCAAGCUGUGACAGCCCAGAGGUGUGCAGGGGCGGAGUUGUUACAGAGCAUCCCAACAGGAUACACCCCAGGGGUUGGAUUUUCAGCAGUUGGGGUUUUUUUAGGCGUUCAAGGUCGCUGUCCUGCGUGCAGCUGCAAAGUGCCCUUAGCUUACCCGUCACAGGCCACCUCUAGCAGCGCUUUGAAAAAUCGCCCUUACGCCCUUAGAAAGGGUGCUGCCAGGAGGCCAGGCACCCUGUCUUCUGCCCCUGGCACCAUGCCGUGUCCCAGGAGGUGUCUCCUGCUUUGCUCAGAUGCUCCACUGCAGCUGAAGUGCCUUUUUCAAGCAGACAACAGGGAUAAAAUUUCCCUCCGAUGGUCAGGUAUCGGCCCCGUCUUUCUGCCAGGCCGAAUCCCAUGUUCACUCCGCCAUGCUGAUUUUUUCCAGUUUUCUAAGCUGAACCUGUGUGUUCCUAGUGAUUUUGGCAAGAUAGUUUAAAGGUUAGAAAGGGUGAGUCGUGGAAAGCAGCUCUGUUUUUUGGAAGUAGCCCCCGGCUGGAGCUUCUCCAUUGUUUCUCCCAGCUGUUUGCCAUCCCAGCUCGCAGCCGGUGCAGCAGGAAAAGGGCAGUACAGCCCUAGGAAUGUCAGGUUCAUCAUUUUCUAUUUUCCUUUACUUUUUAUUCCCAUUCUAGAGACCAUCCCAGAGAGGGCUGUGUGCUGUUUAUACACUGGAAAUUUGCAGAUUUGUUUUUGUUUCCUUUUUUUUUUUUUUUUUAAUUCUCUUCUGCUUUUUCAUUGCCUGUUGAACUGUUGGCGAGGGGUGUACUGAGCCAGAUGCGCUGGAACCCAAACCCUCUGUCCUCCUGUUCUUUGAGGCCGUGAAAAUUUGGUUAAUCCACUCACAUGUGCUGGGCCAGAAGGAUGGGUUUGAGAGGGAUGAUGGAGAUCUGCCAGGGACAGGACUCGCUCCUGUGCUGGUUUCUCUGCACGGGAGCAAGCUUCACCCUUGGGAGAUACACAUGGCUUUUGGAAAUUGGGUAAUUUUGUCUCGUUUUGGAAUGUCUCAGGUGCUUUUGGUGAUUUUUGGGGGGGGAUGUUUUCUGUGUCCUGCUCAUGAUGUGCUGUUCUGCGGGGGGACAUGUCCCCUUGGCCCCCCCAGCAGAGCCUGAGCCUGCCUUGGGAGCGUAGCGCUUGCAAACGGCUUUCUGGGGCCUUGGCAGUCGGUAUGUGGGACUUAGUAAAAGGGAAAAAAACCCAAACCCUGAUGAAAAAUGCAGGCACUUUUUCUGCUGCCUGUCCCUCUCCAUUUCUGUGUGUAGGAUGGCCGUACCCUAUUUUAUUUCCACGCUACCACCAUCCCGCUCCUGACGUGAUUGCUCAGGUGGAGAAACAGCCAAACAGGGUGAGGAGUAGAAGAUCCUGUAUGGGAGAACCUUCUCACGUCUUUCCAAACCAACACCUCCUCCAAAAAAAUGGUCCCCAUAAGCACCGAUAAAUUCAGAUGCUGCAGGAAACAUCUCCGUCUUCUGACUUUUGCUUUUCUGGAGGGGUUUUCUGUGAGGCUUUAGGGCUUGGUUGCUUGUUAACGUCGCAAAAUUGGGAUGCCUUGGCGUGCUCUGCUCUCUGGUAGGGUCUAUAUAACAUCUGUGAGCUGUUGUCUACAUUCCAAAGAGGUUAAAAUAAAUGAUAAAUCUAUGUAUACAUAUAUGUUAUAAUGGAAUAUCUCCAGGAGUUAACUGCCUCAGUAAAAAAAAAAAAAAAAAAAAAA
Molecule: messenger RNA, 5994 nt
Organism: Falco peregrinus (peregrine falcon)
Lineage: Eukaryota; Metazoa; Chordata; Aves; Falconiformes; Falconidae
Gene: ETS1
Product: ETS proto-oncogene 1, transcription factor
Exons: 8
Coding region: 333-1646 (437 amino acids)
Biological process (GO): regulation of transcription by RNA polymerase II; cell differentiation
Cellular component (GO): nucleus
Molecular function (GO): DNA-binding transcription factor activity, RNA polymerase II-specific; sequence-specific DNA binding
Source: RefSeq, a predicted model, not a curated record